AUGUGGAGACCAGGUCGCCGAGCUGGCGGCGCCGAGCUGGCGGUGCCGAUGGCGGUGCCGAUGGCGGUGCCGAUGCAGGCGCCGACGGUGUCGCCGAGCGUGGCGGUGAUAGAGCGCGGCCGAAACAAGCCGGUGACCGAAGACUUGCCAGCCGUAGGUCUCUGCGUUUUCCGGACCGUCAUGUUGGACAAGCUUUACAAGGUGAGCAGCUUGAUUCGGCGCCCCUCAAAGCGCGUCGACACCAAGCGCGUCGGGCAGGCCAAACGCCACUGUGCACAGCCGGUGGACGCCGUGGACAACUACCAGACGGGGAGGAGAGAUGCUCCGCCUGAAGCUCCUGGCACUAGGCCCCGCUCCGUGCAGGUCGACGUGUGGCCGGGAGCCGCCCGGCGUAGUUACUGCAUGGCCAGCUCGGCGGGGUGCUUCUCGGUUGGUCACACUGGCCCUCCAAAGGCGGACUGCGCAGACGUGCACGCGAUGCUGCGCGAGAGCGAUGCUGUGCCGUGCCAGGGGAGGGUAGGCCCCCGGGCUCCCGACAGCGAGAGCAGCGGCAGCAACAUGAGCACCACGGCAGAGUCGGAUCCGCCCUCCUCGAAGGGCGGGAGCGGCACCAGCGCCAGCACAGGCGCGUCGGCGGUCCUCGACCCCGCGGCUCUCGAGGAGCGGAAGAGGGAGGAGCGGAAUUUCAUCCGGGAGCAGGACACAAGCGAGGCGGACAUUUGGUACCUCAUCGACGUGAGGUGGCUGCAGGACUGGAAGACAUUUGUCGGCCCGCGGGGGACCCUUCCUCCAGGUCCGAUGGACAACAGCCGCCUGGUGGACCCGCACACCGGCCGCAUCAAGCCUACGCCCGGCAACAGGGAGCAGUGGGACCCGGUGACGGACUACCGCGGGGUGAACCAGGUCGUGUGGAACUUCUGGCAUGCGCGCUACGGCGGCGGACCUGUCCUGAGGCGGAGGGAGCUCGACCUAUACGCGGAAGAGCUCCCCGAGGGCCUGGAGGCCCCGCCCGGCGAGCCGGGCGGCGCCCCGCGCCUGCAGGAUGUCGCGCAGUUGCCCGGCAUGGCCGUGCAAGCAAGUGCGCACAGG
This is a messenger RNA of Prorocentrum cordatum, 1089 nucleotides long. The record is from the annotation of a GenBank genome assembly. Lineage: Eukaryota; Dinophyceae; Prorocentrales; Prorocentraceae.